AAGUUGUCAACAAAACAGGCGACGCUGGAGAAGAAAUUCAUCUCACUCCAAAUGAAUGCAGUCGCAAACGCGGAAUUUCUCGCUCUAGCGAAAUCAGCACGAGAAAUAAAGGUUUCGGUGCAAAAUGACGAAAAGGAAGUUUGUCGUAUGACGGGCGAAGCAUGUGACAAAAUUAUGAAUGAAAUUGCCAGCAUGCUGCCCUGCUCCGCAUAUACCCCGAUAAUGGCGCUCGAGGAAAAGUUAAAGGCAAAGGAGUAUGUGAAAGCAAUGACCACAUAUUUGUACAAAGUGAAAGGCGUGUCGGGCGACGUUGGCGGCGUGUUUAAAAAGCUUUUAACCGAUGAGUCCUUGGCUGAGUUUAAUUGGGAAGGGAGGUGGAAGCAGAAAGCCUUGAGAGAACUAACGUUGUUUGAGCAUGUUUUGCGCGGUAAACUAAAAAAUAAUAGUGUCAAUAAUGCACUAGUUUACAUACAUUUAUUCCUUAUUUAAACGUUUUCAAUAACAUGACCUCCAAGUAGUUCGAGCACGCUGUUAGAAAACAAGUGGAGCAGAGUUAUCAUCGUCUUCAUAAAAAAAAAUAUGACUCCAAAAAA
Messenger RNA from Rhagoletis pomonella (apple maggot), 593 nucleotides. RefSeq lists its product as uncharacterized. NCBI's taxonomy places the organism in Eukaryota, Metazoa, Arthropoda, Insecta, Diptera, Tephritidae. The transcript has 3 exons. The coding region runs from base 52 to 489 and encodes 145 amino acids. The record is from RefSeq and is a predicted model, not a curated record.